Penaeus monodon (black tiger shrimp) is the source of this 2114-nucleotide messenger RNA. RefSeq names its product choline transporter-like protein 1. Gene Ontology annotation, molecular function: transmembrane transporter activity. Gene Ontology annotation, cellular component: membrane. Gene Ontology annotation, biological process: transmembrane transport. Lineage: Eukaryota; Metazoa; Arthropoda; Malacostraca; Decapoda; Penaeidae. The record is from RefSeq and is a predicted model, not a curated record.
UCUCGGGAGAAGUGGAGUGAGUGGUACUGCAACACGCGCAAGAAUUCUUCUGUUAAAUAAGAAAACAACUGCAGUGAAAGGUUGCUUUAAAAUAUAAAUAGAUAUUUCUAAAGAACACGGGAAAGGCUAUAUUAUAUAUAUAUAUAUAUAUAUAUAUAUAUAUAUAUAUAUAUAUAUAUAUAUAUAUACACAUAUAUAUCUAUAUACAUUUCGACGACAAGGGAAUCUAAGGGAGAAUAUAAUAUGAAGUUCGCAUGAUAUAAAAACUUUCUGUAAGUGAAUGAUAAUCUUUCUAAGAAUCUUGGCUCACAUAUGAGAAAAGGUGAUACUUGAGGAAAAUUUUAUUCCUACUGCAUGGAAGCCACUCUUAUCUCUGAAGCAGAAGUCAUGUAACUUGUCUUUACUGAAAAAGGCAGCGUAUAUGAGUAUAUCUGUCUCACCUGCCCAGAUUAGGGUAUCAGAAUUAUAAGCCAAGAAAAGGCAUAUGAUUUAACAUCAGUUCGCGCAAUCAUCAGUCCUUCUCCAAGCUGGCCGAUCCGCGUAAAAUAAGCCACAGAAGAACGAAGAUAUCGCCAGCAAACCAGGUCAAUGGGAAGGUCCUGGCGCCCCCCGGGACGGAGGAGUUCGACGGCCCGCUAGAAAAUCGUUCUUGCCGAGAUGUGGUGUUCCUCAUUUUCUUCAUCGGUUGCGUCGUCGGCGCGAUCUUUUACGUGGUGUACGCCGGCACAAAGGGCGACCCAGCGCGCCUCAUCCAUGGCCACGACCAGUACGGCAACGUCUGCGGACGGAAGAACCCAAAGUACUUCAAUCUGUCUCAGUCCGGCAAAGACUUCACAGGAAAGCCACAUGCGUGUGGCUAGUGCUCGUGUGCCUGCUCGGCGUCAUCGGUGUACUGCUCAUCGAGUCUUCAGGCGACCCCAAGCUCUACCAAGGAACGGUCCUCUUUGUGAAGAGCAGUCUCAUUGCUAAUUUGCGGUGGUACCACCUGUUUGCCUUAUUAUGGAUCACACAGUUCCUUGUUGCAUGUCAGCAUGUUACAAUUGCUGGAUCAAUUUCCCAAUGGUACUUCACAAGGAACAAAAAUAAGCUGGGAUGGCCGAUUCUGACUUCCAUGAAAAGGAUGUACCGCUACCAUCUGGGCUCCAUCGCCCUCGGCUCUCUCAUCAUCGCGCUGGUUAAGUUGGUCAGGAUUGUCUUGAAGGCAAGUGUUAAAAGGAGGAUUCAUUAUGUAUCGAAGCUUGUUUCUUGGGCACUCAAAUGCUGCCAGUGCUGUCUCUGGUGCUUCGAAAAAUUCCUCAAAUUCCUAAGCAAGAACGCAUACAUCGAGAUAGCUAUCUACGGUUAUGGCUUUUGCAAAGCUGCACAGAAGGCCUUUUCGCUUCUUGUUAACAACGCUUUCAGGGUCGCUGCAAUCAACUACGUCGGCGCUUUUGUCCUGUUCCUCUCCAAAGCCACGAUCGUCAUUUCCUCUGUAUUUAUAUGCAUCAAAAUUAUUCUUUUUCCACGACAGACCAGAAAAGACGUUACCUACGCCUGGGUGCCCGUCCUGAUAGCUGCUGUCUUUUCGUACUUCAUUGCUCAUUGUUUCAUUUCCGUAUAUGAGAUGACCAUAGACACAUUGUUUUUGUGCUUCUGCGAGGACUGCGAACGCAACGAUGGAAUUGAGAAACCGUACUAUAUGAGCAAGGGAUUAAUGCAAUUCGUGGAGAACAGCAAGAAAGCCCUUGCAGCGCUGGAAGCGAAUCAGCCACAAGGAAAGGUUUGGACCACGAAUGUACAACCGCAAAAUGGAUUCACUUCGACGCACUAUCCUGUCGCAGCACCUUUGCCCGAACACGCCCACGGUGAAAUGACCACCCUCUAUCCUCCUUAUCCCCCAAACUCCAUGCCCCCCUCCCCUAGUCGCUUUAUCACCCCGGCUGGAUAACUGAAACCAACAUCACGGACACUAAAGUAAUGGAAAAAAAGGCAUAUUGCAUGAUAUCCACCUUAAAUGAUUCAAUAUUGCAUACAUCCCCUUGUGUUGUUAGUGUUGAUAAAGCACGAGAAAUCUCUGUACUUCAAAAUACAUAUAUUUCGCAUUGGAAGAUUGAUUAAAAUGUAAAUAUUCGGAA